Molecule: messenger RNA, 616 nt
Organism: Ailuropoda melanoleuca (giant panda)
Lineage: Eukaryota; Metazoa; Chordata; Mammalia; Carnivora; Ursidae
Gene: PVALB
Product: parvalbumin
Exons: 5
Coding region: 87-419 (110 amino acids)
Cellular component (GO): cytoplasm
Molecular function (GO): calcium ion binding
Source: RefSeq, a predicted model, not a curated record
UGGGUCAGGUUUCCAGACCUCAGCGCUCAGAUUUUGCAGCAUAAAUUUGCAUCCAGGACAGACAAGAGCGGAGGCUGAGUUGCAGGAUGUCGAUGACAGACUUGCUCAACGCGGAGGACAUCAAGAAGGCAGUGGGGGCCUUUACCGCUGUCGACUCCUUCGACCACAAAAAGUUCUUCCAAAUGGUCGGCCUGAAGAAAAAGAGCCCGGAUGACGUAAAGAAGGUGUUCCACAUCCUGGAUAAAGACAAGAGCGGCUUCAUCGAGGAGGAUGAGCUGGGGUUCAUCCUCAAGGGCUUCUCCCCUGAUGCCAGAGACCUGUCUGUGAAAGAAACCAAGACGCUGAUGGCCGCUGGAGACAAGGAUGGGGACGGCAAGAUUGGGGUCGAUGAAUUCUCCUCUCUGGUGGCCGAAAGCUAAGAGGGCUCUGAGCGCCCCGGGUCUUCCACCCCUCUGCCCCAAACACCCAAUCUCAGCCCCUCUUGCCGCCUCCCUGCGUUUCUGUUCAGUGUGUUCAUGUUAUUUUUUACUCCCCCCACCCCGGUCCCCUGUGGCCCUCAAAUGACAUCAUUCUUCUGAAAAAUGCUGGAGAAACAAUAAAGGCUGAACCAGUCAGA